ACAUUCACUGACUGAUCACAUUCACACCACGACCGUGUGAAGCGCCAAUGAGUGUGCAUGUGGGCAUGUGGGUUCAUGCAAUUCCGCUAGUCUGUAAUCUGUAAGGUUCUGUUUGCUUUAUGGUUUAUGCUGUGUGGUUGUGACAUUUGAUUAGCACUGUUUGUUUUUUAAGUUUAGUGCUUUUUAAUUUUUAUGACACCGAGAAUGCCAGAAGUCGAAGACGAGAACGAAGAAAGGACGAUCGUCAUCAAGGCGAAUCCGGCAAGGAAAGUGUUCAGGCCUUUGACAAAGACGUUGAACAAAAUCCCAGACGAUAUAUUGAACAAUUUCGACCUGAACGAGUCUAUAAAGUCCCUCCCGUCGAAUUACAACUUCGAAGUGCACAAGACGGUCUGGAGGAUAAAGUCCCUCGAGGCGAAAAGGGUCGCCCUGCAGAUGCCGGAAGGGCUGCUGCCCUUUUCGACAAGGCUGUGCGACAUUAUAGAACGAUUCACCGAAGCGGACACCGUGAUAAUGGGCGAUGUGACUUACGGCGCUUGCUGCGUCGACGACUACACUGCGACAGCCUUGAACGUAGACCUUCUCGUACAUUACGGACACUCUUGCCUUGUACCGGUGGAUCGGAUGGAAAAUAUUAAAGUGCUGUAUGUAUUCGUCGACAUCAAAGUUGAUGGAGCUCACUUUAUCGACACGAUCAAACACAACUUUUCAAAAGAAGAUAAACUGUGUUUUACAAGCACCGUGCAGUUCAUCACUACGUUACACGCAGCGGCUUCUGCUCUUAACAAGGAUGGCUAUGAUAUUACGAUACCUCAGAGUAAACCGCUGUCAAGGGGUGAAAUUCUAGGCUGCACCGCUCCUACGGUGCGAGACGUAGACGUGCUCAUAUAUCUUGGCGAUGGGCGUUUUCACCUUGAAGCAGCCAUGAUCGCCAACCCCAACCUUAGAGCAUUCAGGUAUGAUCCUUAUGAGAAAAAACUAACGGAAGAAUGGUACAAUCAUGCAGCGCUGUACGAAGGAAGACGGUUGGCGAUUAAUAAAUCAAAAGAGUCUUCAGUCUUUGGGUUGAUCCUGGGAACCCUAGGUCGUCAAGGAAAUCCGAAUGUUAUGAAUAAUUUCAAAUGUCAGCUGGCAAAAAGUGGGAAAUCUUUCGUCAUCGUCCUUUUAUCCGAAAUAUAUCCGGACAAGUUGAAAAUGUUCAAGAACGUCGAUAGCUGGAUUCAAAUUGCCUGUCCGAGACUGUCGAUAGACUGGGGAUCUCAGUUCCCAACGCCGUUGCUGUCGCCGUGGGAAGCGGCUGUCGCUUUGGGACAGACCGAGUGGGACGCGGCUAACAAAUCGGGCUUACUCAUGGACUUUUACUCGAACGAGAGCCUCGGGCCUUGGACGCCCAACUUCAAAAAAGAGUGCUGCGGAAAAGGAUGCAAAAACUGACUUUUUUCCUAUGUUCGCCUCACUUGUGAAUACUUCAGUAAAUAAAUUAUUGUUGUUAUGUUUUUGCUUAUAAUAA
This is a messenger RNA of Cimex lectularius (bed bug), 1510 nucleotides long. RefSeq names its product 2-(3-amino-3-carboxypropyl)histidine synthase subunit 1 (gene Dph1). Gene Ontology annotation, molecular function: 2-(3-amino-3-carboxypropyl)histidine synthase activity. Bases 193 to 1434 code for a protein of 413 amino acids. The transcript is spliced from 3 exons. Gene Ontology annotation, biological process: protein histidyl modification to diphthamide. The record is from RefSeq and is a predicted model, not a curated record. NCBI's taxonomy places the organism in Eukaryota, Metazoa, Arthropoda, Insecta, Hemiptera, Cimicidae.